AGGCAGCCUCCUGCUCCCUCAGAUCAAUCACAUGCUGCUGCUUUGCAAACUUAAGAGGACGUCAAGAAACAAGGCGGUGCCACACUUCAGCAGAGCGUCAUAUCCCUCACACAGAAAUAUAUUCCUCACUGGGGAAACUCUGCCGGUCAUUCAGUGCCUGCCGGUAAAAAACAGUGGCAGGAAUUGUUUUGGCGUUCAGCAGCAUGGAAGUAACGAAAGGAGACGAGCGGGCGGAUGAGCAGGGAGCGACUUUAUUUGGGACAACAGAGCUGGAGAGUCAAAGGGGAAACGCUGAACGGGGAAAGAAGAGGAGCAAGCACUGUAAAAUCAUCACUGGGGUUCUGCUGCUGUGCUUACUGGUGGUCAUCCUGGCUGUGGUGCUUUCUCUGAAGAACCGCAGUAGUGGGACAGAAGGGGAUGUUUGGCUGCAGGCAGUCACUGAAGAACCUCUACAGCCACAGUGUCCACCUGGUUUUUCCAAGUCCCCUCUCAUCCUGGUGUCCUUGGACGGUUUCAGAGCAGAGUAUCUGAAAGAUCACAGAAACCAUGUUCCCAUCAUCAACAAGUUACGGGAGGCUGGAACAACCACACCAUACAUGAGGCCUGUUUAUCCCACAAAGACCUUCCCAAACCACUACAGCAUUGUGACUGGGCUUUAUCCCGAGUCUCACGGGAUUGUGGACAACAAGAUGUACGACGUGACCCGAAACGCUUUCUUCAGCUUGAAAACUGAUGAGAAAUUCAACCCAAAAUGGUACCAAGGAGAGCCAGUCUGGGUCACUGCCAUGCGUCAAAAACUGAAAACAGGAACCUUUUUCUGGCCGGGUUCAGAUGUAGCCAUCAAUGGCACCUUCCCAAAUCUCUACAAGGUUUAUGACAAGAGCAUUUCAUUUCAGAACCGAGUGUCGUCAGUGCUUGAAUGGCUCAGUUUACCUCAGGGAGAAAGACCUGACUUCUUCACUUUGUACCUGGAUGAACCUGACACAUCAGGACACCGUUAUGGGCCAGCAAGCUCACAGGUGGUUUCAGCCUUGCAGGGCGUGGACAGGACUUUGGGCAUGCUGAUGGAUGGCCUGAUAGAGAGAAACCUGCACAACUGUGUCAACUUGAUUAUCAUAUCUGACCAUGGCAUGGAGGAGGCCUCCUGUGAAAAGGCAGCGUUUGUGUCAACCUACCAGGAAAAUACUGACGCUUUCGCUGUCAUCCAAGGCCCAGCUGCUCGCAUCAGACCCACUCACCUCCCAGAGGACUACUUCUCCUUCGACUUUGACGGCCUGGUGAAGAACCUGUCGUGCAGGACCCCUAACCAGCCAAUGAGGCCAUACCUCAAAGAAAACCUCCCCAAAAGGAUGCACUUUGCUAACAACAAACGCAUAGAGAGAGGACAUCUCUAUAUGACGCUGGGCUGGCAGGCAGCACUUAACCGCAAGGAACUCAAGUACUGCACUGGUGGAUUCCAUGGCUCAGACAACGUCUUCACCAACAUGCAGGCAAUCUUCAUUGGCUACGGUCCAGGAUUUAAAAACAACAAUGUUGUGCCACCUUUUGAAAACAUUGAAGUGUAUAACCUCAUGUGUGAUCUCCUCGGUAUUCGUCCCUCUCCAAACAAUGGGACGCAUGGCAGUCUCAACCACCUCAUGAAGCAUCCAGUCCACCUUCCAGUUCACCCAGCGCAGCUCUCCCAUGACAGCCCCUGUGAGGCCAGUAACCCUGCCCCCAGUGACGACCUGCAGUGCACCUGUACAUCCCAAACCAAGGAAAAGGAGACAGAAAUGAACAGACAGCUCAUGACGACCAAUUCCAGUGCUAAAGUCAGCUUGCGUCGCCUCCACCACCCUUUUGGCACCCCUAACGUCGUCCAACCAGACACCAGCUUUUGCCUCCUGCACCACUCUGACUACCUCAAUGGAUACAGCAGAGACCGCCUCAUGCCCCUCUGGGUGUCGUACACCAUCCAGCCUCUAACCAGAGUCCGACCCCUGAGUCCAGAGUCGGAGGCGUGUGUUCGUGCUGAUGUACGCAUCCCACCGGCCGCCAGCCAGCUGUGUCUUCGCUACAGAGACAACUCAAAUCUGUCCUACGGCCUGCUGCAUCCCCCCAAUCUGAAUGGUAGUGGACCUGAGACAGACUCUCUAAUCACAAGCAACAUGGCACCGAUGUUUCCUGCAUUUAAAGAUGUUUGGACUCAUUUCCAUGAUGUCCUGCUUCUGAAGUAUUCGCAACAGCUGAACGGAGUCAAUGUCAUGAGCGGGCCGAUAUUUGAUGAAGACUUUGAUGGAAACGUUGAUUCAUUUAAAGCAAUCGCAGGGAAUGAAGCACCCAUCCCGACACAUUUCUUCGUGAUCCUUACCAGCUGUGGAAACUCGACCUUCAGCCCUGUCAACUGCAAAGGCCCACUGCAGGCCAAGUCCUUCAUCCUGCCCCACAGACCUGACCACACAGAGAGCUGUGCUACUGGGUCAGACUUGACGUGGGUGGAGGACUGGCUACAUUUUCACACCGCUCGGGUCAGAGACAUCGAGCUCCUGACCGGUCUGAGCUUCUACCACGACAGGUUAUCAGUGGAAGAGACGCUACAGCUCAAGACGUUUCUACCUACUGCUUAAAAUCAGACAUUUUCAAGUAAAGUUGUAAUUUCCAAAGGAAGCCAUAUUGGUCUGCACAACAGGCCUUUGUCCAUGCGGACACACAAUUAAUCCACUCUCAGUGAGUUUAACAGGAUGCUUCACUUUAUUUUGAGACCUACAUAAAUCCCAAUUUAAAGUUCCAUCCAGCCAUUUUUUAAAAAAGUAAUUUGUCUGAUUCCAAAACCAGUUUAAAAAUUAUUCAAUGUGUGAAAGCCAUGCUUUUUUUAAUCAUGUUUUUAAAGAUGUUUGUACAAAGAAAAUUCAGAGGGUAACUUAUGAAAGAGCUUUGAACCAAAGAUGCCAUCAGAGCUGCUGAAUGGCUCCAGAAUAUUUCCUCAGAUGGGAAAAAAACAAAAGGGAAAAAGAAGCAUUUAUAUUUGGAAGAAGUAUUUAUACCACAGAUGCUUUUAUUGAUAGUGGCAUUUCAGGGAACACCAUGACGAUCAGGGAACAUUUACAUCUGUUGUUUGUUGAGGGAAUCCUGCCAUGCACCUAGAGCAGCAGCUGGAAAAACACCCAAUACGAGAAUUUAAUUUGCUCCUCAAGUAGAAAUUGUUUCCAAGUUUCCACCUGCUACAUGUUGUCAUUGUAUUUCCAUGGUUGUUAUUGCUGUAUUUUCUUAAUACAGCACCAAUGUUGUUUUUAGUAUUUUGUACAUUUUUGGUUAGUUAAUGACAUUUGAUAAGAGAAAUAUUCAACUGUGUGUGUGUGUGUGUGUGUGUGUGUGUGCGUGCGUGAGUGCAUAUACAGUAUAUGUACUGUAUGUAUGGAUGGAUAAUGAGAUUAAUUUGCCCUUGGGCACAGACAUGUAUAAGGCCUCCCAUCUCUUCUACAUGGGAGCAUGACUCCCAGACUGAAAGAGAGACAAAAUGACACAAAUAACAUGACUCGUUUUUAGUCUUUUAUAUCUUUUGGUGGCCAUUUUGCGUCCGUUUGUGAAAAUUUCAUCAUCGUUUUGCAUCUCUUUGUGACCAUUUGCGUCUGUUACUCUUUUUUGUUCGUUUGUUUGUUUUGCACUUCUGUAGUUGUGUCUUCCUGUGCUCAUUUGCAACCGCUGUUGCCUUUGAGAUCAUUUUGUUCCUCUUUGAGGUCGUUUUGGAUCUCUUUCAGUAACAUUCUGCCGGUGAAGCAGAACUCUGAGGUGCUUCUGUUGGUUGAAAAACUGCAGCUGAACUUCAGUUUUUACUUGAUGAGAGCUGGAGAUGAAGAGAGGUUGUCUGUGCCCACUAGGCCUGUUCAGUAAUCUGUCUAUGACUGUGUGCAAAUGUGUGUUUGUGGGUAUUAUUUUUGGGAUCAUCACACUCUUUGUUCAUUUUCUACUUCACAGCGACAAUUUGGAAGUCAAAGUUGGCAAAUAAUUUGUGGAGAAUGAAAAAUUCAGAUUUAGACAUUUCCAUUAUGUGUUAGUUUUUUUCAGUAUUGUCAGAAAUGGUAGCUAUGAACAAAUACACAAUUUCAUAUAAAAACUCUUCUAUUCUGA
Molecule: messenger RNA, 4107 nt
Organism: Lates calcarifer (barramundi perch)
Lineage: Eukaryota; Metazoa; Chordata; Actinopteri; Centropomidae
Gene: enpp1
Product: ectonucleotide pyrophosphatase/phosphodiesterase 1
Exons: 23
Coding region: 204-2606 (800 amino acids)
Biological process (GO): regulation of bone mineralization; ATP metabolic process; negative regulation of fat cell differentiation
Cellular component (GO): cell surface
Molecular function (GO): metal ion binding; nucleic acid binding; dinucleotide phosphatase activity
Source: RefSeq, a predicted model, not a curated record